Podarcis raffonei (Aeolian wall lizard) is the source of this 1430-nucleotide messenger RNA. It is a transcript of the gene TPM2, whose product is annotated as tropomyosin 2. The record is from RefSeq and is a predicted model, not a curated record. Gene Ontology annotation, cellular component: actin filament. The coding region runs from base 149 to 1003 and encodes 284 amino acids. Gene Ontology annotation, molecular function: actin filament binding. Gene Ontology annotation, biological process: actin filament organization; muscle contraction. The transcript is spliced from 9 exons. Lineage: Eukaryota; Metazoa; Chordata; Lepidosauria; Squamata; Lacertidae.
CCCGGCUUUUAGGCAGUGCGAGCCGCUCGGGGCGCGCAGCCAGUAUCCACCGCUCGCGGCUCCGCUCGCCUUUCCUUCUCGCUCUCGCCCGCUUGAGCGCCUCCGACCGUCCUUCCCGUCGGGUCCCGACGCCUCUCCAGCCGCAGCCAUGGAAGCCAUCAAGAAGAAGAUGCAGAUGCUGAAGCUCGACAAGGAGAACGCCAUCGACCGAGCGGAGCAGGCGGAGGCCGACAAGAAGCAGGCCGAGGACCGCUGCAAGCAGCUGGAGGAGGAGCAGCAGGGGCUGCAGAAGAAGCUGAAGGGGACGGAGGAUGAAGUGGACAAGUACUCGGAGGCCGUCAAGGAGGCCCAGGAGAAGCUGGAGCUGGCCGAGAAGAAGGCCGGCGACGCUGAGUCCGAUGUGGCCUCUCUCAACCGCCGCAUCCAGCUGGUGGAGGAGGAGCUGGACCGAGCCCAAGAGCGCCUGGCCACCGCCCUGCAAAAGCUGGAGGAGACGGAGAAGAUGGCUGACGAGAGCGAGAGAGGCAUGAAGGUCAUUGAGAACAGAGCCAUGAAGGACGAGGAGAAGAUGGAGCUCCAGGAGAUGCAGCUGAAGGAGGCCAAGCACAUUGCAGAGGAUGCCGACCGCAAAUACGAGGAGGUGGCCCGGAAGCUGGUGAUCCUGGAGGGGGAUCUGGAGCGCUCAGAGGAGAGGGCCGAGGUGGCCGAGAGCCGCAUGAGGCAGCUCGAAGAGGAGCUCCGCACCAUGGAUCAGGCCCUCAAAUCCCUGAUGGCUGCAGAGGAAGAGUAUUCCACCAAGGAGGACAAAUACGAGGAAGAGAUCAAGCUGCUGACGGACAAACUCAAGGAGGCUGAGACCCGAGCAGAGUUUGCUGAGAGGUCUGUUGCAAAGUUGGAGAAAACCAUUGACGACUUGGAAGACGAGGUCUAUGCCCAGAAGAUGAAGUUCAAAGCCAUCAGUGAGGAGCUGGACAAUGCCCUGAACGACAUCACCUCCCUCUGAGCUCCGUCUCUCUCUGCUCCCGCCCUCCCCCUUGCUUGCCCAGGAUACACCCCCCAAGUGCUCCCCUGUGUGUGUGCUGGGGGGGGGUUAGGAGGGGAGGCCAAGUUACCUCAGGUGGGGAUAGGGGGUGGGGAGCUCUGUGCCAGUGCCAGAAGUGCCUUUCCUGGCAGAGGAGGCGGCGUUUGGGGGCUCUGCCAGCCAUGCAGCUGGGGCUGGGGGGUAAGGGGAUCUGGGCCUCUUCCCUGGUGGGUGGGAGCGAGACCCCACUAUGGAAAGCAGCCUUGCACCCCCCUGGCAGGUCCCUCUGAGGCCCCGCUGUGCCCCUCUUGCUCUGCCUGUCUGUCCUUCCCACUGUCUGUCCUCCAUGCUGCAUUUCACGACUCUGUUCUCCUCUCCAGUCUCUGGUUCAAUAAACAGUUUCAGCAAA